ACUACAUUUACCGCUUACCAACGAAGAGUAGGUAACUCUAAUUUUCUCGCACGUUGGCUCGCGCUCGCUAAUCAUGUCAACGCCAUCAGUCAUGAAAAUACCAACUCAUGUGCCACUGUUGGAUGAAGUCGUGACAGUGCUGAGUGAUGGACUGAAGAAAAAUUUUACUGAUGUCACAGUAUCAGUGGUGGACUGUCCAGAUUUAAUGAAGAAACCAUUUAUGUUGGCAUCAUCAGGCUUGUGUGGUAAUGCUCGUUUGGCAGAUGUUGGUGGUCCAGGAUUUCUACUACCUCUUCCAAAGAAAGAUAAGAAAUUUAGCUACAGUCAGAUUGCUGAGUCAGUAGGCCUUCCUGGAGCUUUCAUGAUAGGAGCUGGUGCUGGGCCAUGUCAUAUCGUUGGGGUCAACAGUGAGCUGAUAAACAAUGUUCAGAUGGAUGGCAAAGGUGGUGUUGCCAAAAUCAACUCUCAUAUUGCAAAAGUUAACCCACAGGAUGGAGGAUGUAUUCUGGAAACUAUUGAUAAACCAGAGUUUUCUUUGAUGGGAAAUUUCCUUUGUUGUGAUGGCCAGCCAGGAAAAGUUUUAGAAGUAAAAGCCAAGAAGAGAGUUGGCGAGGAGAAUUUUAUGUCCUCUUUAAGAAAGACAUUAAAAGCACACUAUGGAGAGAAUCCUGUGGCAUUAGGUGGGGUUUUCUUGGUGGAGAAAGGAAAAGCAAACCUCCACAUUAUGCCAGAGUUCUCGGACAAACCUUUGGACUCCCAAGAGAAGGUUGAUUCUUGGUUGAAGUACUAUGAGAUGGAUGCCAUUCUUGUAUGUGUUGGGGAGCUAGUAUCUCAUGACCCUGGCUUCGACUUGAGGGUAGAGCACUUCCACUGUUUCAGUGACCAUGGACAGGGAGGUCAUUACCAUUAUGAUGUCACCCCAGCUGAUGUGGAAUACCGAGGCUACUUUGUUUUGGCAGAUUCCAUAUACAGAAUUGACCAGCCUGGCAAAUGAAAUGAAGGCCAAUAUAUGCCAUAGCACCUGCUGAAUAGGGCAAUGUAAACGUGAUUUAAGAUUAUGAUUCUCAUAUGGAAUUCAUAUGAAUUGUAGAACCUGUGAUUGUUAUCCAUGAUCUGUGAUUAACUGAUUGUGAUCGACGAUGGGAAACUGAUUUUACUUAUUUCAGAGUCAUGUCUGUUAUUAUAGCUUAUGCAAUAUGAAGUUUAUGAGUAUCGGAAUUAAAAUGCUACAUAUAUGAUUAUAAUUGAUAUUAAAAUUGAAAGCUA
Molecule: messenger RNA, 1266 nt
Organism: Ostrea edulis (European flat oyster)
Lineage: Eukaryota; Metazoa; Mollusca; Bivalvia; Ostreida; Ostreidae
Product: ester hydrolase C11orf54 homolog
Exons: 9
Coding region: 74-994 (306 amino acids)
Cellular component (GO): nucleus
Molecular function (GO): zinc ion binding; hydrolase activity, acting on ester bonds
Source: RefSeq, a predicted model, not a curated record